Messenger RNA from Phodopus roborovskii (desert hamster), 915 nucleotides. RefSeq names its product chromosome unknown C12orf71 homolog (gene CUNH12orf71). Bases 1 to 915 code for a protein of 304 amino acids. The record is from RefSeq and is a predicted model, not a curated record. The transcript has 2 exons. Lineage: Eukaryota; Metazoa; Chordata; Mammalia; Rodentia; Cricetidae.
AUGACAGCCUCACCCUCCAGCAGUGACUACAGUGGGUCAGAGGAUUCCGUUUCCGAAUGCAAAUCCGACCAGAGCCUCUCGAUUGGCCACUACCCUCCCGAGAACACAUUUCCCUACGAGGAGACGGUCUCCUGUGAGGAGAUGAUUUCAUGUGAGGAGACAGCCUCCAUGGAUUCCACCAUCCACCUCCUUCCUCCUCUCCAAGGUACCUGGGGAACAGAGAGUAUAAGGAGACUCUUCCGGAAACGAGGUCAGACAGAAGGUGACCCAGAGCAGUUCUGCAAGCUGAGCAUCACACUGGCCUGGGAUAUUGAUGCAAGCUCUGACCAUACAAACUCUCUAGCUAAUAUGGAUCUAAACGGCCAAGGCCAGUGGAUGGAUAAGUGGCCAGAAGAUAGGACAAAGCUGACUCUCUGUAAACUGGAUAACCUAGUACAGAAACUCGAGACAUUUCUAGAAAAGGACAAGGGUAGCCAAUGUGAUAGCCAUGUACUCCUUGAAUCUACUCAGAAGGAAGAUGUCCACCUGAACAGUACUCCCUCUCCACAGACAGUUUGGGUCAGGCAUGAAAAACAUGACGUUUGUCAAGACUUGCCCAAGCACAAAACGCCAAAAAAUGAAGAUAUCUGUCAGCCCCUACAGAAUCCAAGGCUACAGAAACAUGAAGUUGUGGAGAUAAGCCAGGAAGCUGGGAACUCCUUGGAGACCUCCUCAGUGUCAUCCGCUCGGCGUGAGGAUGCUUCUCACUCGUACGGUACAUCCUGUCUGGACUUUCAGUGGGUCUUCCACUGGCUGAGGACACAAGUCUCCCGACUGAGGAGAGGACACUCUAGCCGGGACACCACCAGCUGGCACCAGAAGGCAGCAAGGAAGAUACACUCCCUUAGAGGCCACAGAAUCCAACCCCAAGAAUGA